CUUCACAAUGUAUAGCAUUCUCAUACCAAAUAGCACCAAGAGUUAAAUGAUCCACACCAACAUGUAACUAUUUAUAGUAAGAAUAAUUUGGUAACCUAUCGAUAUAUAUAUGUGGAAGAAAAUAAAAGACAAAAAAGUAAAAAGGACUUGAGGGUAAUGACUUUAGGUAGGAGACCAAGUGAAUUUGGUUCCUUGAAGAUAGAACAGCAAUUCUGCAAAAGCUUCUAGGUACAAAUACUUACUAGAAAGUAGGAAGAAGUGGGUAAGUGGUCACAAGAUUUCCAAAUGGCGGGCCUUUCUUUUGAACUAAAUAGUGCAAAUACAAUUUCUAAAAGCAACACACACAACCUAAAAAAGUGCACACCUUCCUCCAACAUGAAUCCCACGUCUCUAUUUAACAGCCUAACUGUCCCCCUUAACUGCUUCUAUUGCACUUCUUUUUCCCUCUGCUAACUCCAAGAAAGACCAUUCACAAAAAAUUUAGCAAAACUUCCAUUUUCUGCUGCUUCUUUUUCAUAGUGAAAGAUGAAGUGGGGAAAGAAGAAGCCUUCAUCUUCAUUGAUCAAUCAUGUUUUCCCUGUUUCUUGGCUCUCAAAAUUCAAACAAAAGAAGAAUGGCAAGACUGAGAAUCAAGAAGCAGCAAAAAUGAAGCAAAAGGGCAAGGUGAAUUUGACUUCUUUGACUUCGCCGACGACGAAUGUUAGCCUGAAAGAAGGCAGAUUCUAUGGUGGAUAUGAUGAUGAUGAUCCUUAUUGGAGGCUUUCUUUUACUGAAGAUAGAUUUGAAGCUUAUCAUCAGAAUCAGCAGAUUCAGAACCCACUCUGGAAUGGUUCUUAUGAUGAAUGUGAUCAAUUUUCGGCUUGGAAUUCCAAGAUUCUUUUGGGAGAAGAGGAUCACAAGUUCAAUUAUAUGGUUUCAAGAAAGAUAACGGAAAAGCCCAAGAAAAUGUGGAUUUCACAGAAAGAAGCAGAAUUCAGCAACAGAAAGAGGAAUUCUGUUAGAGAUGAGAAGUUGAGGAAACUGAGUAGAAAAGCUCUGGAGGAGAGAAUAGCAGAAAAUGCUAGAGAACCUGAUCAAGAAGAAGAAGAAGAAAGAGCAACAGAGGUGAUAGAGAAAGAUAUAUUCGAAAUAGAGCCCGAGAAUGAGAAGGUAAUGCAAAAGAGGAAGGAGAAAUCAACAGCCUAUUGUACAAGAAAGACGAAGAGCGUGACUGAUUCCAGGCAGAAUACAGUCGAGGAAACUUACAUGUUUGAAUCUCUGAAUCUGGAGGAAGAAGCUGAUGAAUUGUCUGAAGAAGAAUUUGAAUCAGAAUGCCUAGAGAUGAAAGACAUGAAGAUCAAACAAAUGUCAGAGAAAAGCGAAUAUCAGCAGAGAAAAUCAGUGUACAUAAACCAGAAGAGAAGACGAAAACAUGGUGUUAAACUCAGAGCAUAUUCACCAAGAACAACAGCCAAGAUAGAAUGCAGAAUCAAAGCUCUUGAAGACAUGAAGAAAGCAAAGAUGAAGAUGAGACAAGAGACAAAGGAGAGAUCGGGAGGAGACAGGACAGUUUUCGAUAGCUAUGCUGUUGUAAAGAGUUCAUUUGACCCUUUUAGGGACUUCAGAGAGUCGAUGAUUGAGAUGAUAACACAGAGAGGGAUAAAAAACUCAGAGGAGCUUGAAGAGUUAUUGGCUUGUUAUCUGACACUGAACUGCGAUGAAUACCAUGUUCUCAUUAUCAAGGUCUUUCGGCAGGUAUGGUUUGAGCUGAACCAGGUCAAUAUUGGAGCAGGAUUGCAGAAUUGCUGUUGUUCUGAUGACUUGGGAAUUGCUUAACUUCAUGCAAAUGUAAAUAAGUUAUAGGCUUUGCAUUCUGAAAUUUCCAAAGAGCAAUCAAGCUUGAUGGUUUAUACAUUUGCCAGGGCAAUGAACACAACAGUUCAUCGUUCAUCAAGAUGAAUUAGCUCCUUUUACUAUGGAAUUAACAAGGAGUUAAUUGCGACUAGAAUCUGGCAGCCAGAAUUUCCAUCUGCAUCUGGAUGCCAAUGCAUUAACUGAUGGAUAAGAAAUUUAUACCAAAAAAAAAACAUCCAAAUGAUAAGAAAUACUUAUACAUUAUGAACGAGAGAAAAUCUUGGGAAGGAAUGAUAAACUUUAUUUUCGAGAUAUGUUAUAUUUAUGUUUUUGAUUGCUUCUUCUGACACAAGUUCAGGGUAGCUGCUUGCUAUAUAAUUUACAACAAACUGUUUGCUUC
Nicotiana attenuata is the source of this 2233-nucleotide messenger RNA. RefSeq names its product transcription repressor OFP5. The record is from RefSeq and is a predicted model, not a curated record. Gene Ontology annotation, biological process: negative regulation of DNA-templated transcription. Lineage: Eukaryota; Viridiplantae; Streptophyta; Magnoliopsida; Solanales; Solanaceae. Bases 526 to 1815 code for a protein of 429 amino acids. The transcript has 2 exons.